Caenorhabditis bovis is the source of this 5676-nucleotide messenger RNA. Lineage: Eukaryota; Metazoa; Nematoda; Chromadorea; Rhabditida; Rhabditidae. The record is from the annotation of a GenBank genome assembly.
AUGGGAAUCAACGGUUUACUACAGAUCGGUGAUGAAGAUACCGUUGUGGUCGACGCUAACGAGAAUCUAAAAAAGCUUCGCGAUCGUGGUUUUGAACGACCAAAUAAAAAAUGUACCCUUUUGCCAUAUUUUGACAACCUUGAAAUACAAUUAGAUAAACAUUUACAAUCGAUUGUUAAUGGACUCGUCUCAGUCCUUUUAACCGAAAAUUCGAGUGAUCUCAUCGAUUAUAUGGAACAAUUCACAAGGUACAUCGAAGAUUAUGGAUUGCGAAUGAAGAGAGAAUUACUGAUUGAUCUAAUAAAAUUGUUUUAUGAAGGAUUAAUAAAGAAGGACCAAAAAGCUACAUUAAUCAAGCACUGUGCCACAGGGAUUUUGGCGAUUAUGAAGAAAAAUCGCGAAAAUUCGCUGUCUUAUCAUGAUAUUGCACUGGAUUGGAAGCCGCUCUACGAUUUGUGCACUCGGGUGUACUAUGGGAAAGUGCGCGAUGUUACUGUAGCCAAUGUGUCUGCCGCAAUUGACACCCUUUCCGUAUUUUAUCGGCCGCAAGACCAACAACAGAUUUGGGAGCAGAUGCAAGUCCAUAUAUCUAUCAAUUUUUCAAUGAAAACAUUCAUGGAAUUGUGCACGGUGUUUCUGACAGUCGACGGGCUCUCAGCCGACGAGCACCAACGAUAUGGCAUCGGUGUUUGGUUUGACGCAUUCUGGGAGAUUUAUGUGAGCGCCGAGAUGAAUGUGGUUUGGGGAGAGCAUGUCAUGAGAAUUUUCUCAAGAAUCGCGUUUUUCCAUCCGGAAAUUAUUGAUUGGAAGCCGUAUUAUGAUGUGAUUUUCACGAAAGCGAUUCGAUCUUUGGAAUUGUCGUUGAGAGGCGGAAAAACCGCGGUGGGUGACGGCUCGGAGAGCAAUGGAGUCUCUCAAUUUGCUUAUUUCAUUAGCUCGACGAUUGGAGGAGAAAAUUCAUGCUUGUCUCAUUUUGCCAAAAUGAUCAAGGGCAUCGAGUUCUCCAUGCAUCCGUUGAACACCGGAAUUCACGUUGAGCAGAUUAUUUCGUUUUUCGAGAACUUCUUGAUCUACUUUACGAAUCGAAUUCGACGCGAGAGAUAUCGCGAGAAGGCACGAAAGGUUCCAACUGAGUACUAUCUCACGGAUGAUGAGAUUGACAAUGUCACACUUCUCAUCGCUGAUCCGAUUCUUAUGCUUCUCUUCUCGCCGGAUGCCAGCUAUAAGAAGUUGUCGUCAAUUCUUUAUCUCGUCGCGUCGCUCAAUGUUCGACUGGUUGCGCCGAAACUGCUCGAUCACGUUUACUCGGCGCUUUUCGCUGUCAAUGAGCCCGAGAGAUUGUCGACGACAAUUGACGCGCUCGUCGUUGUGAUCUUCGAGCUUCUUCGCGAUAAUACGAACGAGAGGAAGAAAUAUGAGGAAUUCUCGAAUGAAUGGAUUGUUCGAAUGGAAGCCGAACGCAUGAAUUGGCCGACGUUUCGUGAAGGCAGUCAGAUUAGAGACAUUGAAAGUCGAAGAAUCACCACCCUUCGGCAUCAUGCCAUCUAUAUUCUGGAGUUGUAUGUGAAUUCGAUUGACGUGAACGAUGUAAAUCGGACAGAAGCUGUCUUGAAGUCGAUUGUCCUUAUUUGCACAUCAAUUCCGGUUAUCGAUUUCUCGAAUGCGGACCAGUAUUACAAGUGCGAAAUGGAUGAGGAUGAUGCUCUUCUCUGCCAACUGUCGAAGCGUCUUCCGAUUAUUGUUGAAGCGAUUUUUGAGAAAAUUCUUGCCGUGAUUUGCUGCAUGGCGGUGUGUGCGCCGAAGGAUUCGAUGAAUAACAUUGGGACAAUGAAUGAUUUUGUGACGUCGGACGGCACCGAGGAGCGCGUUUUCAAGAAAUCGAUCGAUGAAUGCGUUGCGGCAAUAUUUGCGCACUGCGGAAAAGACGCGACCGACAAGCUUCUGGAUCGUCUGUUCGAGUUUGUGAGCACAACGCAUUUCGAGAGCAACCUCGCCACCGAAGUCCUCUCCGGUUUCAUCACCUCGUGCAUUUGGGCGUGUCCGGAGGCGUGGAAGAAGUUCACGAUAUUCCUACGCAAUAAACUGAAGACGGUGUUCACCGAUGAGAUUCGAAAACUGAAAGAGCCGCCGCCGUCGGUGCUUUACUAUGCCGUUUUGACGACAUCGAUUUUUAUGGUGGUGCCGAGCAUUAUGAUUGAGAAUGAGGAGCUCAUGCUCGAAGUCAUUGAGCUUUUGCUUAGCUGUGAUAGUCGUACUGCCUACCAUAUUGGUGCGCGAGGAUUGUCGAUAGUGUUCUGCAUUCUGACAUGUCUCUUCCCGUCGCCUCAUGAUUUGCCGUAUUUGCGAAUCAAGCAGCCGCUUGAAGAGUGGAAUCCGUUUGAGGAAUGGGGUAGAUGCUACAAAAUCGAGGACAUCAAAAUGACAUGGAUUGUGCCGACGCGAAAAGGUGUCGGCAUGCUUGAUCGUGUUGUUCAGCGAUUCAUGAUCCCAUUGAUCGACUCGUUGAAGAGCGAGCUGUCAAGAGACGAUCUACGAAAAGCGGUUCAUAUAAUUUAUUCGACGUUUCCGAUGCUCAAGGAUGUGUGUCCGAAGCCGAAAAGUGAGGUUCUCGCCACGAGUUUCACCGUCCAAUGCAUGCCGCCAGUUUCGAGCCAAGUCGCCGCGGUUCAUAAAGUUUCUUGUGACAUCCGAGCUCCCAAUGGAGCCAAUCUCAUCGAGUAUCUUGUUGAUGGAUUGGAAGCAAUUCUCAAGUGUCAUGAUCCGAGAGUUUGUGAAUAUGUCCUCGGCAUUUUUGCGAUUUUGACUGAUGAGACGUUUACUGUUAGUAGCGAUAAAUCGGCGAAGGAUGAUCUCGUCUCACAUACUUAUGGAUAUUUGUGCGUUUCCAAAUAUGGCGAGAAGGUUUACGGAGUUUAUGAAGCCAUGCAGACGUUUGCGAUUUUGGAGCAUUUGACGGUCUCGAUAUAUGUCGCCAAAACGAUCACUCCGCCAACUGUGUUUGAUAUUCGGAUAUACAAGAAUAUGAUCCGAUUGGGUAUCAAUGAGUAUGAAGUGGUGCGACUCUCAGCGAAAGGUUAUUUGAAAACGAUCGCCGAGAAGAUCUUCUUCUGUCGAGAAUACCUCAUCGACGAGGUCGUCGCGAUCAUUUCGGAUCCGAGUUCGUCGAUCAACACCCUUAAAGGCGCAUUGUCGGUGUGUUGCGCGCUCAAUUGGACGGAGACGACCAAUUCGUUCAUUCGCAACAAAUUUUGGAUAGCGGUUUUGAAAAUGAAGGUCAUCGAUGAGCCCAUGCUCAGGCAGUAUUUCGAAGCGAUCGCCUCGUGUGUUUACAACAAUAGCAAUAAUGUGAUUCAUUCGAUUGAGAACAAGGAUUCGCCGCAGAAACGGAAUCAGAAGAUUCGCGAGAUCGGAAUGAGAUUGGUUUCGGCGGCUGAAUGCCCGGAAUGGGCGCCGUAUUUGAGCGAUGAGGGAAUUCAGAAGCAGUAUCGAAUUAUUCGGGAAUGGAAGGCGCGAUCGCAGGAGGUUCGAAAGGAAAUGGUUGCGAAAUUGCUGACGAGCUAUGUCAACAAUGGCGAAUUGCACCAUACACGCGAGAAAUUGGCGCGAUCGAUGGUGUAUCGAUGUCAGCGCGAAUCGGCGGGUGUUGAGACGAUGAAGGUGCUGGUGCCGCAAUUGAUUCACGAGGAGCUCGAGCAGCGCGAAGAGGCGCAGAAUGAGCUUGUCGUUUGGCUCAAAUACAACAAGCCGAAAGUGGCGAGAUUCGAGUUGAAGCCGACGAACUCGUCGAAGAAGCACUUGCUCGCGUCGGGACUUCGUCCGGAUAAUUUGUUUCUCGCGUAUGAUUCGCACAAUUUGCCGGACACCGCCGAGAAGUGGAACAAGACGUUCUUCAUUGACAAACAGAAGGGCUGCUGUCGAUUUGCGAAGACGAUUAGUGUGGCGAGACGAUGGGCCGAUGGGCCGCCGCUGCCGUCGAGGGAGCUCAACGAGGCGGAGAAGGUGAUAAUGGAAUGGUUCGAGGUCGAGGAGAAUGUGCAGAAGUUUGUCGAACUUCGCCGUCAUGACAAAGAGGCGGAGGAUGCCGGUGUGUCGGCGGGAUUCUCCGGUGUGAUCAAGUUGGUGAUUCGCAAUUUUCCGCAGAGCACAAAAAUCAUUGACAAUUUUGCGAUGAAUCUCGAUGAGAAUCUCAAGUCGAAGAAGCGCGAGAAUCAGAUUGUCGCCGCCGAGAUAUACGUCGGAAUUGCGGCUGGAAUCAAGCAUCGCGAGUUUGCGAUUCAAGAGAGAUUCUGGAGCUGGAUUGCGAUUCGUCUUGACGCCUUCUUUGAUGUGAUGAGCAGCGAAGCGAAAGCGGAUUGGGACACGGCGAUGACAUUGACGAUGUACGGCGAUUUGAGGCGACGAUGGUGGCUGGUCGAGAAGUUGUUUGAAGGAAUGAGGAGAAGCAAUGUGGAGGAGUGGAAGCAGGCAUUUCGGAUUGAGAUGUUCAUGCUACCCAAGUGGAGGCAUACGCAGAUUUUCAAGCGGAUCGCCGAAAUCGCGUUUGCCAAAUUGCCGUUCACUGUCACUGACACCCUUCGAAGUGCGAUCUCGAAGUCGAUUCAGGCGAUCGCGCAACUGAGGGAGAUCAAUUACUAUAGUCCUUAUGAGGAUCUGCCGGAACGGUUCCGGAUCGACGACACUGACACGUGGAUCAAGAAGUUCACAUCAAACAUUCCGCAACUUCGCAGUUGUUUGGCAUCGUCGUCGACGUCGUCGUCGGUGUUGAUGAGGAAACGGGUGAGAUCGGGAAAUGGGCGAUCGCGAUCGACAUCGCCGGCACAGAAACGCAAACGGGUUAGCGAUUCGGUGGCGUUGAGCACCACGGCGAUUGCUGAGAAACGGGCUUUGAUCUAUUUCCGGUCACUUUUGGAGUUUUUGACGCAAUAUUACUAUAAUUGCUAUCAUAGCUGGACGCCGGCGAUUAUUGAGCUUUUGCCGAAGCUCUUCGAGUUUUCCAAUGAGGACUCCUACGAAUUCGCUGAGGAUGCAUGUAAGGAUGUCGACAUCAUCCAGAACUCAUCGAUGCUCAUCCAUGAGUUCAUGUCGACACUUUGGUUGUCGGAUGAGUUUAUCGAUUCGAUUCUUCAGACGUUGGUCAACACGUUUUCGGUGAACGAAUGCGUGUGGAGGACGCGUUUGGCGAUUUUGAAAUUUGUCUCGGUUAUUGUGUACUCAAACUUUUUUCCGAUGAUGGAGGAAGGCCGAAAAGUGAAAAUUGAGAAGUUGGUGUAUGAAGCGGUCCGGGAUUCGUCGGUGAUUGUUCGCAAAGAGGCCGCCAAAUGUAUUUUGCUGUUUCUGAAUUGCGAAUACUUGAAAACGAAUGAUGAGAAAGUUGAGAAGUGGGCUCGAAUAUUGAAUGAUCGAAAAGAGUCGACGGCUCAUCGUCAUGGUGCGGCUUUGGCUCUUGGCGCGAUUGUUAUGGCGUUUCCGUUCAGCCUUCCGGAGAUUAUCUUGAAGCCGCUCGAUGUUUUGGGAUCAGCGUCGACCUCGUUGACUACUGUUCAGAAGACGAUCACGGAAUCUUUGCGUGAAUUCCGACGACAGCAUCGAGAUGAUUGGCAGAAGACGAAGGAAUUCCUUGGAGAGAGAAUCACUUACGAAAUUGAGAAUGCGACGGCUCCGAUUUAUUAUGCGUAA